AACGUGUCCUGAGCAACGUCAUCUUAUACCGGUUAGCAGGAAUAUUUUGGUGUUUUGCCUUCAAAUAUUGUUUGUGUGAUUUAAAUGAAUACUGUUUUGUCCAGAGCGAAUGCAAUAUUUGCAUUCACAUUAAGUGUUCUAGCGGGGUUAACAUUUCUAUGUUUUUUGUCUACGGCAUUUAACAGUUAUCAAGCCAAAGUUGUUGUUCGAUCCGACAGAGCUGUCGUAAAUCUUACCAGUCUGUUUAAUUGGAAUGUAAAACAACUUUUCUUGUAUCUNACUACGAAAAAAUAUACGUAUUUUGGAAAUGUUUUGAAUCAAGUUGUACUUUGGGAUAAAAUUAUUCAGAGAGGAGAAAAUGCAAUUUUGGAUUACAAGAAAUUAAAUACUAAGUAUUAUUUUUGGGAUGAUGGGAAUGGCUUAAGAGGAAACAAAAAUGUUACAUUAACAUUAUCUUGGAAUAUCAUUCCUAAUGCCGGUAGCCUUCCAAAUAUUGUAGGAACAGGAAGCCACAGUUACAGUUUCCCUACAGAAUACACCACAUCGCGUCUGUAAAAAGUAAAGCAUCCACAUCUUUUAAGGAGCCUUACUACCAUCCAUCAUUAUCAGAAAUCUUGGAUAAAUAGUUGAAAAUUUGUUGUCUAUACUUUAAUAAUGUGAUUAACUGAAAUUUAUGAAACAAUCCAACACAUACUUCAGUAUUUAUUUAAAAAAAAAAA
Molecule: messenger RNA, 719 nt
Organism: Centruroides sculpturatus (bark scorpion)
Lineage: Eukaryota; Metazoa; Arthropoda; Arachnida; Scorpiones; Buthidae
Gene: Spase22-23
Product: signal peptidase complex subunit 3-like
Exons: 4
Coding region: 85-555 (156 amino acids)
Biological process (GO): protein targeting to ER
Cellular component (GO): signal peptidase complex; membrane
Source: RefSeq, a predicted model, not a curated record